AAAAUACUCAUUACAUUCAGUGGCGCUCUGACGUAUUUAUGCGAUACACGCAUGAACGAGAAGGUUGCCUGGAAAAUAAAAAUAAAUCCAGAGCGUGUUGUAUUAGUUGUUUUUAAGUGUCAAACGGUGUACUGGUAUUUAAAAUUAUAAUAUAAUUUGUGAAUGUUAAUUUAGGUAAAAUAAAAUGAGUGAUCCGGUAGUUGAAAUCGAACAAGGAAAAUUAAAGGGUAGUCUAGGAGCUGAUUACCACGGUGGAAAGUUUUACAAAUUUUUGGGAAUCCCCUAUGCGAAAGCUCCUAUUGGAGAACUAAGAUUUAAGGCACCACAACCCCCAGAUAGUUGGAGCGGAAUAAAAAAUGCGACAAAAGAGGGACCAGAAUGUCCAGCAAGUGACAUGUAUUUUACAUAUUUUAUCGGCAACGAAGAUAAUUGCCUAAAUUUAAAUGUUUAUACCAAAGAAUUGCCUAACAAAAAUGAAUCAAAAUGCCUUAAUAAACCUGUUAUGGUGUGGAUUCACGGAGGUGCUUUUAUAUGUGGGUCAAAUAAAACCGAAUUAUAUGGACCUGACUACCUGAUGACUCAAGAUAUUGUGUUAGUUACAAUCAAUUAUAGGCUAGGAAUUUUGGGAUUUGCAAGUUUUAAAGAUCAGAGUCUAGGGGUGCCAGGAAAUGCUGGCUUAAAAGACCAAAGAAUGGCCUUAAAAUGGGUCCAAAAUAAUAUCACACAUUUCGGAGGAGAUCCUAAUAAUGUAACUAUUUUUGGUGAAAGUGCUGGAGCGGCCUCCGUGCACUACUUAACUUUAAGUCCAACAACAGAAGGUUUGUUUCACAAAGCCAUAGUCCAAAGCGGCAGUGCACUUAAUAAUUGGGCAUGGGGUAAAAAUAAUUCAGGUGAAAUCGCUAAAUUCCUGGGAUAUAAGGAGACCGAUGAAAAGGCUAUAUUAGAUCGACUAAAGAAAGAAUCCGCAAAGAAUAUUAUUAACGCACAAAAGAAAAGUAAAGAGCUAUUCUCAGCUAGUCAAACACGUCCAUGGGGUCCAGUGGUCGAACCUGCAUCACCAGAUGCCAUUUUAACAGCACAUCCAACAGAAAUUAUGCAUUCUCAAGGAGGUCGCAAGAUUCCCUUAAUAAUAGGCUAUAAUUCUGGCGAGGGAAUAUUUUUUGAACUUGUUAGAAAAACUAUUCCAGGAUUAGAAUUGCCGAAGAACCUGGAGCAUGAGAUACCUUUUGAACUAGGAUUGGAAAAAGGUGGAGAAAAAUCCAAAGAAGUUGCUGAUAAGUUAAAGAAAGCUUAUUUUGAUGAUAAUCAUUGUAACGAGGAGGAUAUUGAAAAUGUUUAUAAGCUUAAGGGUGACACAAAUUUCAUCCAUUCUAUUCAAAGAACAAUUAAGCUACAAGCUAAGCAUUCCCACCAACCAGUCUACGCCUACAGAAUGUCUUUGGUUGGCCCUUUGAAUUAUUUCCAUACAUUCGCAAUGGCAAAAUAUUUUAAAACCGCCAUAUUUUACAGUUUUCUUAGUAAAUUAUCUACAAACUACUUACCAUUAGCCAAAAGCUCAGUACAAGGAUUACUUAAAAAUGUACCCAAAAAAGAUUUAAAUGGUGUGGUACACGCUGAUGACUUAUUAUAUUUAUUCCCAACAUUUUAUACUCCUUCUAUUAUAAAAGGCAGCCCAGAGGAUUUGUAUAUUCAAAGAUUUGUAAAGCUAUGGACCAAUUUUGCUAAGCAUGGAGAACCAACCCCCGAUUUAGAAGAAUCAUUAAGUCAUGUUAAGUGGAAGCCGGUUAAUCAUGAAAACUUGGAAUUUCUUGAUAUUGGACACGACCUAAAAAUGAUUGAGAAUAUCGAUGGUGAGAGAUUGAAGCUUUGGGAUGAAAUUUAUGAAGCACAUUUGAAAGUGUAAACAUCAGAUAAAAUAUACGUUUUGUUUUGUUUUUAAUACAUUUUUUAUAUACAAUAUGUUGUUGUGACAAUAACAAUAUAGAGUUUAAUACGAGAA
Messenger RNA from Anthonomus grandis grandis, 1999 nucleotides. Its product is annotated as esterase B1-like. NCBI's taxonomy places the organism in Eukaryota, Metazoa, Arthropoda, Insecta, Coleoptera, Curculionidae. The transcript is spliced from 8 exons. The record is from RefSeq and is a predicted model, not a curated record. The coding region runs from base 185 to 1903 and encodes 572 amino acids.